Messenger RNA from Helobdella robusta, 327 nucleotides. RefSeq lists its product as hypothetical. The record is from RefSeq and is a predicted model, not a curated record. NCBI's taxonomy places the organism in Eukaryota, Metazoa, Annelida, Clitellata, Rhynchobdellida, Glossiphoniidae. The coding region runs from base 1 to 327 and encodes 108 amino acids. The transcript is spliced from 2 exons. Gene Ontology annotation, cellular component: membrane.
AUGCCGGAAUGUUCGAAGAGGGUUAUCCUGACAGUUGCCACCGGCGUGUUUGGAAUCACCUCGUUGAUAUGCCUCACUAUUGCCAUUUCCACAGACUACUGGCUCUUCGCCAUCGAAAGGUUCGCCGAAGAUCACACAGCCACCAACCUAACCUACAAACUGACCGUCACUGGUCUCUGGAGAAAAUGUGUUCACAUGGAAACAGCGAGUGAGGCGAACUUGAGUGCAUGGCACGAAUUUGUGAAGUCACUGAGGAAUAAGCUGAGAAAUAAAACGGCCCGAUAUAAUAUGGAUCCCUCGGGCAGGUGGGCCAAACGCGAAUGCUAG